AUUAAUCUCAAGUACGUUUCAGACAGUUUCAGAAGCUAAAUAUAGAGAUGCCCAUAUGGGAGGGGAAGAGCAAAGUAAAAUUACUUCUAAGCAAAAAUGCUCAUGAUUCGAAUUUAGAAAUAGAACAUAAAUUUCUUCUUUUGGCACUUUAAUUUUUUGUUUGAUCUUCUUUCGAAUAUUGGGAACGAAAAAUGGGCCAAACGUUUCACGCCUUUAUGUUCCCAUGGUUCGCUUUUGGUCAUAUGACUCCAUACUUGCAUUUAGCCAACAAGUUAGCUGAGAGAGGUCACAGAAUCACUUUCUUGAUCCCCAAGAAAGCUCAGAAGCAGCUUGAACAUCUCAAUCUGUUUCCAGACAGCAUCGUCUUUCACUCUCUUACUAUUCCUCAUGUUGAUGGUCUCCCCGCUGGAGCCGAGACUUUCUCGGAUAUCCCUAUGCCAUUGUGGAAGUUCUUGCCCCCAGCUAUAGAUCUCACACGCGAUCAAGUUGAAGCAGCGGUUAGUGCCUUGAGUCCGGACCUGAUCUUGUUCGAUAUUGCUUCAUGGGUUCCAGAAGUGGCUAAAGAGUAUAGAGUCAAGAGUAUGUUGUACAACAUCAUAUCAGCUACUUCUAUAGCUCAUGACUUUGUCCCAGGUGGUGAACUUGGAGUUCCUCCACCUGGUUAUCCUUCCUCAAAGUUGUUGUACCGCAAACACGAUGCUCACGCCUUGUUGUCCUUCUCCGUCUACUACAAGAGGUUUUCUCAUCGGCUCAUCACAGGUCUUAUGAAUUGUGAUUUCAUUUCGAUAAGGACAUGCAAAGAAAUCGAGGGUAAAUUCUGCGAGUAUCUUGAGCGUCAAUACCAUAAAAAGGUUUUCUUGACGGGUCCAAUGCUUCCUGAGCCAAACAAAGGUAAACCACUGGAAGAUCGAUGGAGUCAUUGGCUGAACGGGUUUGAACAAGGCUCUGUAGUGUUCUGUGCAUUGGGAAGUCAAGUCACUCUAGAGAAGGACCAGUUCCAAGAACUUUGUUUAGGAAUAGAGCUUACAGGUUUACCGUUUUUUGUAGCUGUAACACCACCAAAAGGCGCAAAGACGAUUCAAGAUGCGUUACCAGAAGGGUUCGAGGAGAGGGUGAAAGAUCGUGGAGUGGUUUUGGGAGAAUGGGUGCAACAACCGUUAUUAUUGGCUCAUCCAUCAGUAGGCUGCUUCUUGAGUCAUUGCGGAUUCGGGUCAAUGUGGGAAUCUAUAAUGAGUGAUUGCCAAAUAGUUUUGCUUCCAUUUUUGGCUGAUCAAGUUCUCAACACAAGAUUGAUGACCGAAGAACUCAAGGUUUCGGUUGAAGUGCAAAGAGAAGAAACAGGAUGGUUCUCGAAGGAGAGCUUGAGUGUUGCUAUCACAUCUGUGAUGGACCAAGCUAGUGAGAUCGGGAAUCUGGUGAGAAGGAACCAUUCCAAAUUGAAGGAGGUUUUGGUUAGUGAUGGAUUAUUAACCGGUUACACCGAUAAAUUUGUUGACACUUUGGAGAAUCUUGUCAGCGAGACAAAGCGUGAAUGAAAUACUACAAUAAAGAAGUACGUACGUAGCAACUGUUUAAACAAAGAAGUCACGUGGUAGUAAUUUACAAAACCACGAAGUAGUUGUUAUAAAUUUGUCGGCUUUGUUCAAUUUUUCUUUUCUUUUCUUUUCAAGUCAUCAUGUCUUUAAAACACAGUUUCAAAAAUAAAAGUUAUGAUAAGAAAAAGUUUAAAACACAAAAAUUGUUAAAAAUGAUUAACGAAAAA
Molecule: messenger RNA, 1762 nt
Organism: Arabidopsis thaliana (thale cress)
Lineage: Eukaryota; Viridiplantae; Streptophyta; Magnoliopsida; Brassicales; Brassicaceae
Product: UDP-Glycosyltransferase superfamily protein
Exons: 1
Coding region: 192-1535 (447 amino acids)
Molecular function (GO): UDP-glucosyltransferase activity; UDP-glycosyltransferase activity
Source: RefSeq, marked reviewed